This is a messenger RNA of Hydatigera taeniaeformis, 2187 nucleotides long. Lineage: Eukaryota; Metazoa; Platyhelminthes; Cestoda; Cyclophyllidea; Taeniidae. The record is from the annotation of a GenBank genome assembly.
AUGAAAGUAUUGACUCCCGAAAUUGCCUGGCACGAGACACUGCCAAUCUACUCUUGUGAUCUGCAACCUUUCACCUUGGCAUCCCAAGGAGUGCGUGAACCUUUCGCGGAGCUUUCCUUUAACGAUGCCUCAACAACCGAUGUGGUGAGGCUGAGAGGGGAGAUGACGAGGACAGAAGAAAACAAUGAAAAGAGGAAUAGCCUCACCCUUGGAAACACAUGGACAAGGUUGGCCACCGCAGGUGGAGACAGCAUGGUCCGUUUGUGGCGGGUGCACCUGGACUGGAGAACGUCGGGCUCUGUUACAAUCGCCACCUUCAAGAAGCCCCUGCCCAAGGGUCUUCUGGAUAGUAAUGCUGGCUUAAGCGACAAUAAGGCCUCUUCAGGCGCUCCUGGCGCCUCCACAGCCACGGCUACUGUAGCUGCUGGUAGUGACCCGAGUGAAGUCAAGGUAUCCGCACCUGUGCCCGAAGGAUUGGUCUUCUUAGCUACUCUGAAACGACAUGAACGGUUGGUCAAUGUUGUCCGCUGGUCACCGUCUGGUGAAUAUUUGGCAUCUGGAGGCGAUGACCAAUUUAUAAUUAUCUGGCACAUGCAACCUGAAUCUGUGGGUAAAUCAACUCCACUGUUGUUGCCAGGGGACAAUGGAGACGAAUCAAGAUCUCUGGAAAAUUGGUUGCCUCUGCGCUCCUUACGACGCCAUCUAGAGGACGUCUAUGAUCUCUGCUGGUCUCCUGAUGGUACUGCGCUCAUCUCGGGUUCGGUAGAUCAGUCGGUCAUCCUCUGGCACCUCGAUCUCUCUGCUGAGGUCACCUCUAGUGGGAUCUGCAAAUCGGUGGUGCUUCGUGACCACAAACAUUACGUUCAAGGUGUUGCUUGGGACCCUUUGGGUGUCUACGUUGUCUCACUCUCCUCCGAUCGAUCUUGUCGUAUCUAUAAGGUGGCAACUAACCAAUGUGUCGCCACUUUAUCUAAGGUUGAAAAGUGUCAUUUGUUUCAGGAUGAUACGUGGAAGUCCUUCUUUCGCCGUCCAGCUUUUAGUCCGGACGGUUUGCUCCUUAUCUGUCCAGCGGGAAAUCUCGAGACAGCUCCAUUUGCUGGCGAUAUGUCCUCUGCUGUUUCGUCGACUGCAAACAAAAGCGCCUCCAUUGCCUCUAAAGUUGAUGCUGCCGAUUCCGACGUCACCCUUUCUUCCAUCUAUGCGAGAGGUAUCGAGCUCCCACCGAAUGCAUCGCUUCUAGCCACCGCUCCACAACACGCCGCACAUAUUUUCUUGCGAAAUUGGAGCAAGAAACCAUGUGCGAGUCUACCGACGGGCUCACGGCCCGUAGUCGCCGUGCGCUUCUGCCCGCAGCCUUUUCGACUGCGCAUUACAAACCCCAAACCCGAAGUAGCCGUUUCUAGCCUCUUCGAUUUGCCCUAUCGGUGGAUCUUCUGUCUCGUACUUGAUGAUGGGCUCCUCUUCUUCGACACUCAACAAGUUCAACCCUUCGCCCAGGUUGGUCAAAUCCACUAUCAAUCGUUAAACGAUGCGGCAUGGUCAAGCGACGGUCGCCUGGUGACUGUGACAUCCACUGAUGGAUACUGUUCUCUCAUCCGCUUUGCCGUUGAGGAGCUGGGCGUCCCCUAUCGAGGACCGUUAGGGGUGAAAAUAAACACCCAAAUGGCCAAUUCUCCCGUCGAGUCAGGCUCUAAUGAGGAUCAAAAUUUUGUUUUGUCUGAUAUUACCGGAAGUAAUCCUUAUGCGAGCCAGACUUGCGAAUCACCCGAUAAAUGCAAUAAUCCUACUGAGAGUCUGAUUUUAAACAGAACUGAUCGUGCGACAGAGGUUACCCCGAAGAAGGAUGGGAAGUGGCAAGUAAGAGCAACGGAGACCCUGAAGUUCGAGGGCCGUCGACAUAUUUCCUUUGAGUCGAGCAUUCACACACCAGAGCGGCCACAUAUUCCACUUCCUGUUACUCCAAACACUGGUCGCUACCUCUCAGCUCCCGUUCUAGCCUCGCCCACGACCACAACACCCACCACCACUAAAUCGAAGCAGAUGAGUGAAAAGCGCCGUGUGUCAUUCAUCACACUUUCCAAGGAAAUUGAACCAAACACACCGACGGCACCACGUGUAACGGGGGAGGCAGAAAAGGAGCAGGGACAGCCAAAACAGCAAAGUGAGGGAACUGGGAGAGAAGGGUAG